Balaenoptera ricei (Rice's whale) is the source of this 4726-nucleotide messenger RNA. RefSeq names its product dymeclin (gene DYM). NCBI's taxonomy places the organism in Eukaryota, Metazoa, Chordata, Mammalia, Artiodactyla, Balaenopteridae. Gene Ontology annotation, biological process: Golgi organization. The transcript has 18 exons. The record is from RefSeq and is a predicted model, not a curated record. Gene Ontology annotation, cellular component: Golgi apparatus. Bases 328 to 2502 code for a protein of 724 amino acids.
GCCGGCUAGAGCGCGCCGGGGCUUUCGGUACCCCCGGCGUUCUCGGCCGCUUCCCUCUUCUCUCCCCGCCCCUGGGCCUCCGCACUGACGCCGUCCGGGCGGGAGCCGAGCCGGAGUCGGAGUCGGAGCCGGAGCCGCAGAGACGUGGAAACAUGGAGGCCUGAGCCGGUGUGCGCCAACCCGGCUGCGGCGGCGACCGCGGCUUGUUCUGUCCUCUCUGCCACCCGUUCGUCCGUCCGUGAGCUGGAAGCGGAUCUCCCCGCCGGCUGAGACAGGUUGUCUUGUGGAAAUGAAGGUUUAAGGACAAGUUAUCUACCAGAUUAAAAGAUGGGAUCGAAUAGCAGCAGAAUUGGUGAUCUUCCUAAAAAUGAGUACUUAAAAAAGUUAUCAGGCACAGAAUCUGUCUCUGAGAAUGACCCGUUCUGGAAUCAGCUACUGUCAUUUUCUUUCCCUGCACCAACUAGCAGUACCGAGUUGAAGCUCUUGGAGGAGGCAACCAUUUCAGUCUGCAGGUCUUUAGUUGAAAACAAUCCUCGAACAGGAAACCUUGGUGCACUAAUUAAGGUCUUCCUGUCUAGAACCAAAGAACUAAAACUUUCAGCAGAAUGUCAGAACCACAUCUUCAUUUGGCAGACACACAAUGCUUUGUUUAUUAUUUGCUGUUUGCUGAAAGUGUUCAUUUGUGAGAUGUCAGAGGAAGAGUUACAACUUCAUUUUACUUAUGAAGAAAAAUCUCCUGGCAGUUACAGUUCUGACUCAGAAGAUCUUUUGGAAGAAUUGCUGUGCUGUUUGAUGCAGUUAAUCACUGAUAUUCCACUCUUAGAUAUUACAUAUGAAAUAUCAGUAGAAGCUGUGUCAACAAUGGUGGUUUUCCUUUCCUGCCAACUCUUCCACAAGGAAGUUUUGCGACAGAGCAUCAGUCACAAGUAUUUGAUGCGAGGUCGAUGCCUCCCAUAUACCAGCAAACUUGUAAAGACCUUGUUGUAUAACUUCAUCAGGCAAGAAAAGCCGCCUCCUCCAGGAGCACACGUUUUCCCUCAGCAGUCAGAUGGGGGAGGGCUGCUGUAUGGACUGGCGUCAGGAGUAGCAACUGGACUCUGGACUGUUUUCACACUGGGCGGUGUGGGCAGCAAAGCGGCCGCUGCUCCAGAAGUUUCUUCCCCUCUGGCCAACCAGAGUCUCCUGCUUCUGCUGGUGCUGGCCAACCUGACAGAUGCUGCAGAUGCACCAAACCCCUACAGACAGGCCAUCAUGUCCUUUAAGAAUACACAAGAUAGCAGUCCUUUCCCCUCGUCAAUUUCACAUGCUUUCCAGAUUAACUUUAACAGUUUGUAUAUGGCCCUAUGUGAACAGCAGACAUCUGAUCAAGCAACUCUCCUCUUGUAUACAUUGCUCCAUCAGAAUAGUAAUAUUAGAACAUACAUGUUGGCUCGCACAGAUAUGGAAAAUCUUGUUUUACCAAUUCUCGAGAUUCUGUAUCAUGUGGAAGAAAGAAAUUCACACCAUGUCUAUAUGGCCCUUAUAGUAUUGUUGAUCCUUACAGAAGAUGAUGGCUUCAAUAGAUCCAUUCACGAAGUGAUGUUAAAAAAUAUUACUUGGUAUUCAGAACGGGUUUUAACUGAAAUUUCACUGGGGAGUCUCCUGAUACUGGUUGUAAUAAGAACUAUUCAGUACAACAUGACAAGGACACGAGACAAGUACCUUCACACAAAUUGUUUGGCAGCUUUAGCAAAUAUGUCGGCACAGUUUCGUUCUCUCCAUCAGUAUGCUGCCCAGAGGAUCAUCAGUUAUACCUGCCGCCACUUGCGGAGAUAUGUUUAUGUGUUGGACAAACUGUAUUUCCCCCACUCUCACUGUUCUACGCUUCAACGUUGCUUCUCGACCCUCAGUGACAAUGGAGAGGAACUCUUGUCUUUAACUUGCUCUCACAUUCUCAGAUCCUAUGCUUCCAGCUUGUUUUCCUUGCUGUCUAAAAAACACAACAAAGUUCUGGAACAAGCCACACAGUCCUUGAGAGGUUCGCUGAGUUCCAGUGAUGUUCCUCUACCAGAUUAUGCACAAGACCUAAAUGUCAUCGAAGAAGUGAUUCGAAUGAUGUUAGAGAUCAUCAACUCCUGCCUGACAAAUUCUCUUCAUCACAAUCCAAACUUGGUGUAUGCACUUCUUUACAAACGAGAUCUCUUUGAACAAUUUCGAACGCAUCCUUCAUUUCAGGAUAUCAUGCAAAAUAUUGAUCUGGUGAUCACCUUCUUUAGCUCGAGGUUGCUACAAGCUGGAGCUGAGCUGUCAGUGGAACGGGUCCUGGAAAUCAUCAAGCAAGGGGUCGUCGCACUGCCCAAGGAUAGGCUGAAGAAAUUUCCAGAACUGAAAUUCAAAUAUGUGGAAGAGGAGCAGCCCGAGGAGUUUUUUAUCCCCUAUGUCUGGUCCCUGGUGUACAACUCAGCGGUAGGCCUGUACUGGAACCCGCAGGACAUCCAGCUGUUCACUAUGGAUUCCGACUGAGGACGGGACGCCGUCUCCCACCCUGACCCCCUCCAGCCAAGCAACCUUCUAGUUAUUUUCUUUCUGGGGAACAGAGGUAGACAGAUUCCCUGGUGCGUCUUCUAUUAAAGAGGAACACACAGGCGUGUUUCCCUUGCACACUUGGGUUUGGAGAAUUGGUGCCAGCUGGCAGUAGAUCACUCAGUUUAGAUUAUAGUGCAAAAAAGGGGAGGGGAGUUACACAACAAUAAUAAAUGUAAAAACCUGCUAUUUCACAUGCAAUUUUAUUUCUAAACCAAAACUCUAGAGCUUUUCCAGGAACCUGAUGCCUUAGGCAUAUAACUUUACCAGUACAUACUUCUUUUUCUUUUCUUUUCUUUCUUUUUUUUUUUGUUUUCCCCCUGCAUGUUCAGGAUUUUUGUUUUGGUCGUGUGUGUGUGUGUUUCAACAUUGAGAAGUAUCAACCUGAAAAGAUGACAAGACAGGAAUUAAUAAGGAAAUGAAGCCGUGUGUGCAUGCAGUUGCCUUUCAGAAGGCCCGUGAUAUAAGCCUGGGCGGUUGGAUAUAAGCCUUUAGAUCCCUGGCAUCUUUCCCUCAAAGAAAGAAGUGGCUCCUUCUCAUGAAGCCCAGAUUAGCUUUUUUGUGGAUUUGGCCUCUGAGCUGUAGCUGAAUUAAAUUGGAGUCUAGCACAAAUUAAGUUAAUCUACUCUGUAUUAAUCAUUGGGAAAAGAAAAGCUUCAUUUUGAAAGCAAUCUUUUUUCUUCAACCAGACUAAUAGGAGAAAAAGGAGACCAAUUUGAUUAAUACAGUAUUCCACAUGAGAGUAAACACAUGUUUUUCUCUCCACUUCUGACUUUGUUUAAACUCUUUGGGGCCUGUGUGAUCGCAGUUGUCUCCCUGAGCUUCUCUGAGGGAAACAGCCGCUGGGGUCGCCCUGAGCAGAGCAGUGGGCACUGAGGACAGAGGGGACAGGCCUUUCGAGUCACGCUCUAGGUCCAUGGCCACCCCUUCACGGUCUAGUUUCACUCUCAAAGACACAAAAAGUACUUGCUUUUCUGCAUAGGAAGCACAUAAUCCCAGAUGAGACCGAGCACCCGUUUCAGCCUGCCGUUGCCUAAUCUGUAUCAGAGGCAGCUUCUCUCCCCUGUCCCUGUGUCCCGGACCUGGAGGCUGGAGUCAUUUUGGUUCAUCACCGUCUUCUGAGGGUCUGGGAGGAGCCAUCUUCUGUCACACCGAGCUCUGGAAAAGGCUGAAAACAUGACCUGUCAGUGCACGUCCAUGUAGUUUCCACUCUUGACAAGCCUGGCUGCUUCAUCCUCUCAGCAGCACCUGAGGUCGGCCAGGCGGUCUCACUUCCAUCAGGACAGGGGCUGAGACCGGAGCUCCCUGCGGCUGACCGCCUGAGGAAGGGCCAUCACUGGCGGGCGGACCCAGGAGGCGCGUGCGGCCUGCCCGCUGCUUCCUCGGCCUCAGGCCUCUGACGUGUCUCCAGGAGUGGCUGGGGACUCUGGUACUUCACUGAAGGUCGCAUGGACGGGGCCUCAGACCCGCAGAUGAGUCGUGUGAAGCGCUUCUGCUUAGUCUGGCUCGUGGGGAGAGGCAGUUUGAAGGUGGAAGGAGGAAUCCUCCAGUCAGAAAGGGGAAAUGAUUGGAUUAUCAUUUCAGGUAGCAAUUAUUUUUAUUUCCUAUAUGGGAACGUGAUAUAUAGCUUUAAUUUGUUUCCAAAGCACUUGGAUCUGCUUUCCUUCAUUUAAACCAAAACACAAUUUUUAAAGGGUCACGUGGAGCAGCUGAGCCCCUGGUAAGACCCCAGAACUAACCUAGGAGGCUGAGGACUGGGAAGUGCCAUGGGGCAGUCACUGGGCUGCAGGACUGUCAGUUCUUGUGACAGGAGGAGAUAUGGUCCCCCAGAACUCGGUCAUAGAGCGCAAACUACCAAGGAAGCCUUGAUCGAGGGAGUCCUGCAGUCUCUUCCCCAGGCCACCUGGCUCACCAGGUGCCCCCAAGCCCCGUUCUCUGGCAGUGUCCUCUCCCUCCCUCCCCGCCACUUUUAAUUAACCACACAGUAGAAGUGCUCACUGGCCUAAAAGCUCAGCUAGGGCUACAGCCUCGGAGGAAGUGUGUGAGUACACACUCCCAGACACCACUGCGUCACUGCUUCCACUCUGCAAAUCCACCAGGAGUCUCCUCUUUAUUUUUGUGGAAGAUUUAUUACAUGACAAUAAAUUUAAAUGAUAAACUUGAA